Messenger RNA from Colletotrichum higginsianum IMI 349063, 198 nucleotides. RefSeq lists its product as uncharacterized. The record is from RefSeq and is a predicted model, not a curated record. The transcript has a single exon. NCBI's taxonomy places the organism in Eukaryota, Fungi, Ascomycota, Sordariomycetes, Glomerellales, Glomerellaceae. The coding region runs from base 1 to 198 and encodes 65 amino acids.
AUGCGCCGCAAGCCUCCCCGAAAGAGCACCGGCGUGCGUCCAACAGGCCAGCUGGCGAUGGGCUGGCUGGGCGGACGGCUGGACCACAGUCCAGUACCAGGCUGCUGGAAAGGCGAUCAACAGGAGAGAGCAGGCGACGAGGUCGAGUGGCCCGCCCGCUUCCAGGAGGAAGGGAAAAGCCAAGUCAGGGCCAGAUGA